Microcebus murinus (gray mouse lemur) is the source of this 2900-nucleotide messenger RNA. RefSeq names its product angiotensin II receptor type 2 (gene AGTR2). Gene Ontology annotation, molecular function: C-C chemokine binding; angiotensin type II receptor activity; C-C chemokine receptor activity. The record is from RefSeq and is a predicted model, not a curated record. Gene Ontology annotation, cellular component: membrane; external side of plasma membrane. Gene Ontology annotation, biological process: positive regulation of cytosolic calcium ion concentration; G protein-coupled receptor signaling pathway; neutrophil chemotaxis. NCBI's taxonomy places the organism in Eukaryota, Metazoa, Chordata, Mammalia, Primates, Cheirogaleidae.
GACAGACCGAACAUAUAAGAAGGAAACCAGAGAUCUGGUGCUAUUACGUCCCAGAAUCUAAGGGAACGAAUAAGCACAGAAUUUAAAGCAUUCUUCAGCCUGAAUUUUUAAGGGGUACAUUUAGGAACUAGGCAAGCUGAUUCAUGAUAACUGCUUUAAACUCCAACAACCAAAGGCAUAAGAAUUAGGAGUUGCUGACAUUUCAACAUGAAGGGCAACUUCACCCUUGCCACCAUCAGCGAAAACAUCACCAGCAGUCUUUACUUUGGACUUGUGAACAUCUCUGGCAACAAUGAGUCUACCUUGAACUGCUCACAUAAACCAUCAGAUAAGCAUUUAGAUGCAAUUCCUAUUCUCUAUUACAUUAUUUUCAUAAUUGGAUUUCUGGUCAAUAUUGUUGUGGUUACACUGUUUUGUUGUCAAAAAGGUCCUAAAAAGGUUUCCAGCAUUUACAUCUUCAACUUGGCUGUGGCUGACUUACUCCUUUUGGCUACUCUUCCUCUCUGGGCAACCUAUUAUUCUUACAGAUAUGACUGGCUCUUUGGACCUGUGAUGUGCAAAGUGUUUGGUUCUUUCCUGACCCUGAACAUGUUUGCAAGCAUUUUUUUUAUCACCUGCAUGAGUGUUGAUAGGUACCAAUCGGUCAUUUACCCCUUUCUGUCUCAAAGAAGAAACCCUUGGCAAGCAUCUUAUAUAGUUCCCCUUGUUUGGUGUAUGGCCUGUCUGUCCUCAUUGCCAACAUUUUAUUUUCGAGAUGUCAGAACCAUUGAAUACUUAGGAGUGAAUGCUUGCAUAAUGGCUUUCCCACCUGAGAAGUAUGCCCAAUGGUCAGCUGGGAUUGCUUUAAUGAAAAAUAUCCUUGGUUUUAUUAUCCCUUUAAUAUUCAUAGCAACAUGCUAUUUUGGAAUCAGAAAACACUUACUGAAGACCAAUAGUUAUGGGAAGAACAGAAUAACCCGUGACCAAGUCCUGAAGAUGGCAGCUGCUGUUGUUCUGGCGUUCAUCAUUUGCUGGCUUCCCUUCCAUGUUCUGACCUUCCUGGAUGCUCUGGCCUGGAUGGGUGUCAUUAAUAGCUGUGAAAUUAUAGCAGUCAUUGACCUGGCACUUCCUUUUGCCAUCCUCCUGGGAUUCACCAACAGCUGCAUUAAUCCUUUUCUGUAUUGUUUUGUUGGAAACCGGUUCCAACAGAAGCUCCGCAGUGUGUUUAGGGUUCCAAUUACUUGGCUCCAAGGCAAGAGAAAGAGUGUGUCUUGCCGUAAAAGCAGUUCUCUUAGAGAAAUGGAGACCUUUGUGUCUUAAACAGGAGAGUGGAAUGCAUGUAAUCAACAUGGCUACUUGGUUUGAGGCCUACCUGAAUUAUCUUUAAAUGGCUUUUGUAAAAUAAUAGUUUUUCCCUCUAAUCUAAUCUUUUCUCACUCUUCUAGAACAGGAAACCAAAUGUAACUAUAAGUUUUAUCCUCCACUGACUUUCAGGAAUUGCCCAUUGUUUUUAUGGUAUGUUUGUACAAGAUUGUCAUUGGUGAGGCAUAUUCAUAACCUAGAAGUAACUGGUGAUUAUCUCAAGUUAUAAUUAAUAGUGAAUUGUGAAUGAUGAUUUGGGGUUUUAGAUUUUUCCUUGAAAAAUGCUGGCAUUCUUAGUGGGUUUUCUAUCCAUUUUCAUCAUCCUUUCCUCUUGAACUGGGCCAGUCUUUUAACUUGUUGCAUUAUUUACAAGACAACAUUGUAAGAGAGAUGAGCACUUCUAAAUUGAGAAUAUUAUAAUAGAUUAGUACCAGAUUAUUCAGGCUCUAGGCAAAUGCUUUCUACCUUAAAAAAAUUAUAAAUUAUAUCCCUCUUAUAUUUCACUUUGAGCAUAGGUUUAUACUUAAGAUAUAACUACAUAUUGAGUAUGGCUAGGAAUAUAGAUUAAAUCACACUCCUAUAUUUUAGCUUAUUUUUACAGUUAUAGAAAAUAAAAUGCAUAAUAACAUAGAAUUGCAAUUAACAAAUAUUUGAGUAUUCACUAAACUCUGAAUAAACACUUUUAAAAAACUUAUCCAUUUCAACUAUUUUUAAAGCUUUAUAUUUUCUCUGAUAAUUUUUGAAAACAAUAAUUAAGCACUAUGUAUUGUUAUAAAAUGUAAACGUCACUUUUUACAUCCUUGACCUUUUCAAUGUGGUGCUUUGAUAUAUGGGACAUUGACUUGAUUUUUAUUAUUGAUGCUUUGGUUUGGGGUUGCUUCUCAAAAUAUCUGGGUGGCUUCUUUUAACUCUUUAACUUGUAGUAAACCCUUAACUAUUAAUAGCACAGGAAAAGGUUAUGUUAGAAUGGAAUUUUGAUACCUGAGGUUGGGGGCAAAGACACCCAGCCAAUUAAAUGUUUGGUGUCAAGCAAGGAAUUUGUGAGGGCAGUGCAAUGUGGAUUUGAAAAUAUAGACCAUAGGGGUAGUUUUAACCUAUAUCUAUGGAUACAAUUUGUUUCAGGAUAUGUAGGAUUUUGUGGGGGUAUUUUAAACCAAUUGCUGGUGCAUAGAUCUUCUUUUCAGUAUUAUCAGAGCUCCUAAGUUAGAGGACUACCUGAAACUGAGUUACCUAAAGUUUACUUAGAGUAUGAAUCUUAAUUUUAGAAAUUCAGGAUUUCAUUCUGCACCAGCUCCAUAUUAUACCAGCUUACCUAGGACUUUCCUAUACCAAAACUAACCUCUAAGGUAGAACUAAAAUUUUGGGAGCUCAGCAUCUCUGUCAGGUUCCAGGGCUAAAUAUUGAAAAAUCCUCUCACACCACUUUCUGAGAAAGUCCUAAUUUUAUGUAGUCAUAUAAUUUCAAUAAAAACAAAUAGCUCAAUGUAUAACCAACUAUGAAUUAAUGUUUUAAAUAAUUUUGUAAAACAUCUCAUAUAAAUAAAAUGUUUAAUUGGAAGA